This is a messenger RNA of Lottia gigantea (owl limpet), 4908 nucleotides long. RefSeq lists its product as hypothetical. Gene Ontology annotation, cellular component: Ino80 complex. The transcript is spliced from 34 exons. Lineage: Eukaryota; Metazoa; Mollusca; Gastropoda; Lottiidae. Gene Ontology annotation, biological process: DNA repair. The coding region runs from base 1 to 4431 and encodes 1476 amino acids. Gene Ontology annotation, molecular function: ATP binding; histone binding; DNA binding. The record is from RefSeq and is a predicted model, not a curated record.
AUGUCGGCAAAUAUUAUUCUGGAACAUGAUUAUGGGCAGAGGUUAGCAGAGCCAGCACAUCUACAGAGGCUCGAGAAGUCUCUUCAGCUAGACCCAUUGUUGAAUUAUGUUGAGAAGAUAGUAACUGAUCCUAUAGCAGAAAGUGAUGUCACAGAUACAGAUGAUAAUGAGGACUAUCUAAAACCUUGUAUUAAAUAUGAUGAAGAAAAUAAGCUACUCAAUGGAAUCACAAUCACUAAAGCUGAGAGAAAGGCUGAUAAAACAAGGUUGUUUAAUUUUGGAAAAGUCAAGAAAAGUCGCAGAUGGCUUAGAAAUAUUUUACUGAGUGACAGUUCAUCUGAUGAAGAUGAAGAACGACCAAUUACUAAUGAAGAUUUACAGUUGAUGAUUAAAGUCCAUAAAUACAAGAAAAAACAUCAGUUACAUUUCUAUCAAGAUCCUGAGCUACAUCAGUAUCAGUACUAUAGUACUGGGUUACUAUCGAACUAUGAUAAAUAUCCAGAACAUAGUAAACAAUUUGCUGGACCCAAGAAAAAGAUCUCGAAAGAACAGAAGAAAUUUGAAAAGAGAGUAAAAGCUAAAUUAAAGAAAUUAAGGCGAGAAAAGAAAUUUGAGAAUGGUGAUCAUGAAGAUUGUGAUGAAAUUGAUCCUGAAGUUUUAAAAGCUAUCAUUGAACAUCAUCAGAAAGCUGGCAAGUCUGGUAAAUCUAAAAAGUUGACACCAGAACAAGCUGAUGUCAAGAGAAAGAAAAUAUGGAUGUCAAUUUGUAAAAAAGAAAUUCCAAAGAUUCAAAAACAACGAGCAUCAGCAAGAAAAGAGAUGUUAAACAAUGCAAAGAAGCUAGCUACACAGUGUAUGAAAGAUUGUAGAAGAGCUGCUUUAAGCUCUCAGAAAACGUCAAAGGAAAUUCCAUCUCGAGCUAGAAGAUUAACAAGAGAAAUGCUGAUCUAUUGGAAACGAUUUGAUAAGGUGGAGAAAGAACAUCGAAAAAGAGCUGAAAAGGAGGCCUUGGAACAACGAAAAUUAGACAUGGAGUUACGUGAGGCUAAAAGGCAGCAACGAAAAUUAAACUUUUUGAUCACACAGACAGAGUUAUUUGCCCAUUUUGUAGCUCGUAAAAUAACAGGUGAAUCGGAGGCUAAUAAAGAGAGAAUAUUACAUAAAUUAGAUGAAGAUGAGGUGGAAGAGAGAAGUAAUAAACAAAUAAAAGGUGCAAGAGUCUAUGAUAUAGAGGAUGAUGACUAUGAUAGUGCUGAAAUGAAGAAACUGGUUUGUAAAAAUGCUGAAGGUGCCUAUAAAGCACAUCAACAAAAGAAAAAUGAUUUUGAUAAAUCUACAGGUUCAUUGGCAGAAUCAAGUUUUGCCAAUCCAGCUAUCAGUACUGAUGCAGAACAGCCUCAACCCUCUAUAUUUAUGGGUAAAUUAAAAGGCUAUCAAUUAAAGGGAAUGAACUGGCUAGCUAAUCUAUAUAACCAGGGUAUUAAUGGUAUAUUAGCUGAUGAAAUGGGAUUAGGAAAAACUGUUCAGUCUAUAGCAUUCUUAGCACAUUUAGCAGAGGCACAAGGAAUCUGGGGUCCAUUUCUCAUCAUAGCUCCAGCUUCUACUUUACACAACUGGCAGCAAGAAUGUCAACGUUUUUCACCCAAAUUUAAAGUUGUCCCAUAUUGGGGUAAUGCACAAGAUAGGAAAAUUUUACGUAAAUUUUGGGAUCAGAAAUGUUUACAUACAGCUGAGGCAUCAUUCCAUGUUGUUAUUACGAGUUAUCAGUUAGUAAUACAAGAUGUCAAGUAUUUCCAGAGAAUAAAAUGGCAGUACAUGGUACUUGAUGAGGCUCAGGCUCUCAAAAGCAGUUCCAGUGUACGAUGGAAGAUAUUGUUAGGAUUUAACUGUAGAAAUAGAUUAUUAUUAACUGGUACCCCUAUACAGAACAGUAUGGCUGAGUUAUGGGCUUUAUUACAUUUUAUAAUGCCUACAAUGUUUGAUUCUCAUGAUGAAUUUAAUGAAUGGUUCUCUAAAGAUAUAGAAAGUCAUAUAGAAAAACAAUCUGGUAUUGAUGAAAAUCAAUUAUCAAGAUUACAUAUGAUAUUAAAACCAUUUAUGUUAAGAAGAGUAAAGAAAGAUGUUGAAAAUGAACUGUCUGAUAAGAUUGAGAUCUUGGUAUAUUGUCCACUGACUAGACGACAGAAGAUGUUGUAUCAGGGUAUAAAAAAUAAGAUCUCUAUAGAAGAUUUAUUACAUACAGCUAUGGAGAAUACACAGGCUCAAUCUACAACUAGUAGCCUUAUGAAUCUAGUUAUGCAAUUUAGAAAGGUGUGUAAUCAUCCAGAUCUAUUUGAGAGACAUGAACCUAAAUCACCUUUCUUUAUGAAACUAGAACCAUAUUAUAUUCCUAAACAUAUAUAUCGCUGUGGUAUAUUAGAGAAAGCUCUACCAAGUAAAGCUAAGAUUAUUUAUAAUUUAUUGUAUAUACAUUCACCUCAUCAUAUUCAUUCUACAUUACAACCACUGACUAAUGGUCGUGUAAAUAGUGCUUUUUCUUUCCUACGUUUUAUUGGUAUGUCACCUAGUGAUCUGUAUAGUUAUAUGUUCGGUGGCUUAUUAGUAAGAUGGUUAGGUAUAUUUCUUUGGUUAAAGAUGGCGUAUCGGAUACAUCAUCAACAUCAAUGGAGACAAGAAACUCAAAUCCCUAGUACCAAUAAGUGCUUUCUAUUAAAUCCCCUACAAACAACUUAUUUCCCUAAUGUCAGGGAAAGUAAAAACUUGCAAAAUUUUGUGUUCAUUAAUCCGUGUUCAGCGUUCAGAUCUCAUGAAGACCACACAAUCCACUAUAUACCAGAAACACUGGCUCAUAGACAAGUCCGAUUAAAGAAUCUUCGGAAUCAGUUAUUAGCCAGUAGACCCGUUAUGAGCCCACCGAAAUCUCCAGUCAAGAGUCAUUCUCCGAAGAAGGGAGGUCAUCACAGUAGUAAUACAAUAUCAGCUGAAGAUAUAUCACUACCACUUCACCAUCAUAGAUUACGACCUGAACGUAUUUUUACCUCUCAACCUACAGAUUAUCCUGCUUUUCUCUUUAACUCUAUACCUAAGGUUCAAGCAGGAUCUUUAAGUAGAUGGACUGAAGAUCGCAGUGCAGCCUGGGAGAUCGUUAAAGAAAGUCUAUGUGGAACAGUAGAAGGUAGAAAUAGUCUAUUGUAUGGUACACCAGAGAUACGGGAACUAGUUCGAUGGAAGGGUUAUUAUUUUACACCGCUUGAAAUAGGUGGUCUAUAUAGUAUACAUCUUAAACAUGGCUGGUCAGAUAUCUAUAUACCAGAUAAAGAAAGUUUAGUGACUGAUGCUGGGAAGUUGUUUGUAUUAGAUUCACUGUUACAGAGAUUAAAAUCUGAAGGUCAUAGAGUAUUGAUCUAUUCUCAGAUGACUAGAAUGAUAGAUUUAUUAGAGGAAUAUAUGUGGCAUAGAAAACACAGCUAUAUGAGGUUAGAUGGAUCAUCUAAGAUAUCAGAAAGACGUGAUAUGGUGGCUGAUUUCCAAACAAAAUCUGAUAUCUUUGUAUUUUUAUUGAGUACUAGAGCUGGUGGGCUUGGUAUAAAUCUUACAGCAGCUGAUACUGUGAUAUUUUAUGACAGUGAUUGGAAUCCUACUGUAGAUCAACAAGCUAUGGAUAGAGCACAUCGUUUAGGUCAAACUAAACAAGUUACUGUUUAUAGACUGAUAUGUAAAGGCACUAUAGAAGAGAGAAUUGUACAGAGAGCUAAAGAAAAGAGUGAGAUACAAAGAAUGGUAAUAUCUGGUGGUAACUUUAAACCAGAAACAUUAAAACCUAAAGAAGUUGUUUCUCUACUUAUUGAUGAUGAUGAAAUGGAACAUAAAUUAAAAGUUCGGCAAACAGAGAAGAAAGUAAAAAGAACAUACACAUUUAAAGAUGAGCGAAAGAGGAAAAGACAGAAGAAAGAUAGUAAGAAGGGUAAAGUAGAAGAAAAUAAUAUAACAGUACCAGCAACACUCUCAGUAGACAAUGAUAUCAGUGUAGAUUCUAUCUCCAUACCAGCUAGUCCACAAAGUGGGUUUUCAGUAGGUAGUGAGUUACCAGGUUGUAGUUUAUCAGCUGCUAUACAAGAUGACAGUAGUAAUGAUGGUGGACUGGUGAUAGUUGAUGAUGCUCAUACCACCUACUCCCCAGUUUCAACACCAACACCUACCCCUAAAAAAGGUCGAGGAAGAGGCCGACCUAAAGGAUCAAGUAUUGGUAGGAAACCUAAGGGUCGAGGUGGGAAGAAGGCCAUGUCAGCAGCAGAGAUAGCUGGUGCUCAAGCUGGCUUAACAGCAGCCUAUGCAGCUUAUGGAUAUAAUAUCAGUGCAUCAGAUUCCAAAAAUUCUCCAAGAACGUCUGGUUCGUUGCCACCAUCAGGUAGAAGUACACCAACAGUUUAGCAGGAAAAAUCCCAUACUCAUAAACCCAAAAUAGUGCAGAAAUUAAUUGCAAGUGGAACAACAUUACAGCUGUGUCAGAUAAUGACAUUUUUUUUGUGAUAGGACAAUACUUCUGUCACUUUUUACUCGACAGAUAAUUGUGCAUGUAGAUCAAGUUAAGAGUUGACAUAAAUUACAGGUUUUCAAUCUAGGAUAUGAUGAAUUUCGUCAAUACCUGGUACCAUAUAUAAAAGGUUUUUUUCAAUUUUCUAUUGAUUUUGAUAAUCCCAUGCUGGUGUAUAUAGAAAAGACAGUGCGAAUUGGUGAUAAGGAGUUGAUUAUGUUAUGAGGGUAGAAAUCUUGAUGUGAUGUGAUGUGAUGUGUUGUGUAGAGAAGAAGGAAAUGAUACUGAAGUAACAUUGCAUGUAAAGCCCAGUCUUCUGUUGUACAUACUACAAAGUUGUGACAAAUUUAACGAACAAAUAAAUAAAACAUAAG